AUGAUCCGAUUGGCUGACAUUCCCCUACCAGCUUUUCUAGACCCCCUCCUUGGCUUCCUUGCCGAGAAAAUUCCCCCACCUCUGUAUUCAUUUCUGCUCUCAUUCCUCUCGCACUCACUUGCAUUAUUUACUGCGCUUAUUUCGUUGAUCUCAUCUAUAAUUUCCUCCAAACCAUGGCAAUGGAACGCGCAGACCAUCAUUCCCCCCCUCAUCAGUUUUCUCGCCGCAUAUCUCGCCCUCGUCAGCCUAUAUAGGACCACGAGUUGGAUGGUCAGAACCAGCAUAUGGUUCAUCAAGUGGGGAACCAUAUUAGGAGCGCUCACUGCAGGGCUGGGGUGGUACAUGGGCAAUCAGAACGCGGGUGUUGGGAACACGGGCGUCGUGUCCAGUUUAGGCGGGUUUAUCUGGGAUGUGCUGAAUAGCCAAGGCCAGUCCACCCCUGAUACUCAGCGUUCAUCGCGGACACCCAAGACACGUACACAACGCAAGUCAAAUGACCGUCCAAGGUCGUGGGAGUCAUUUGAAAAGCACAAACAAUGGCAGUAUCAGGAACGCGGCGGGAACCAGGAGGGGGACGACGCUCAAAAGAUAAUGUCGAACAUUAUGAAGGCUGCCAAUCGAGUAAUAACGGAGGGUGGGUGGUGGGACGUGGCUCGGGGGAUUUUUGACGGGCCGAGUUCUGAGGAUAAAUCCACUACCAGGGAUAGUCAGAACCGCGACGAGACGAAGAGCAGGAGUCGAUGA
Suillus clintonianus is the source of this 744-nucleotide messenger RNA. RefSeq lists its product as uncharacterized. NCBI's taxonomy places the organism in Eukaryota, Fungi, Basidiomycota, Agaricomycetes, Boletales, Suillaceae. The coding region runs from base 1 to 744 and encodes 247 amino acids. The transcript has 2 exons. The record is from RefSeq and is a predicted model, not a curated record.